Gadus macrocephalus (Pacific cod) is the source of this 2363-nucleotide messenger RNA. RefSeq names its product MFS-type transporter SLC18B1-like. NCBI's taxonomy places the organism in Eukaryota, Metazoa, Chordata, Actinopteri, Gadiformes, Gadidae. The coding region runs from base 658 to 2016 and encodes 452 amino acids. The transcript has 14 exons. Gene Ontology annotation, biological process: transmembrane transport. The record is from RefSeq and is a predicted model, not a curated record. Gene Ontology annotation, molecular function: transmembrane transporter activity.
AUGUUUGUGGACAUUGCAAUUUUGAUCAAUACUAAAUAAAGUCAAUUUAAACCAUCACUCCAGACAUUAGAAUAUCUUUCUGCAACUUACUUAGGUUUAUUUAAAUGAGACAAAGACAAAGUCUUCCUCAUCCUCAGAAAGGGAGGUAGGCAUAAGGGACAGGAAUAAAGAAAAGGGUGAUAAGAAUGAAAAAAAAAAAAGAUGACUGAAAGAUUGACUCCUCGAUUGGAAGUAGAAAGUUUGAAAAAAUAGGCUAUUCUGGAAAAGGCCAAUAUGUCAGUUUUUGCUGAUAUCCUGUUUUCGACUUUUCCUCUUUCAGUUUUUUGUAAAAACAAAUGUAUUUUGUAACUUCCACAAUCGUGAAAACAACAACUGAAUGACGAGACUAAUUGGGCAGAUGAGGCCAGAGUGAGCGCCCUAAUUGGACGCCUAUACAUGAGGGCUGCGGGCCUCCCAUUGUGCGGUCCUCCCUCGUCACACUGUCCACUAGGUCCCAUUGUGCGGUCCUCCCUGCUCACACUGUCCACCGGAUCCACGCUGCAGGGCUACUGGACGUGUUCGUCUGCAGGGUUCGGGUUUAAUCUUGCAGCUCUGGAAUGUAAUUUUCACCAUUCAUGAUUUUAACACGUGAGCAGAAAAUACAAUCCAACAUUCGAUAUGGCAGCCGAUGAACUCACUGAACUCAAAGAGACAGAGAACAUUACUGAAGAUGAACCAACAAGGUCUUCGCCGGGGGGGAUGUCUCGCACACAGGUCUUCACUUUAAUAUCCGUGGCUUCUGUCAACUUUGGCUCAAUGAUCUGCUAUUCAAUACUUGCACCAUUCUUCCCCCACGAGGCGUUACAGAAGGGUGCCAGCCAGACUGUGGUCGGUCUCAUAUUUGGCUGCUAUGCGCUCAGCAACUUCAUUGGUUCACUGAUAAUGGGAAGAUAUAUUGUCCAGAUUGGUGCAAAACUCAUGCUUGUGUCAGGCCUGUUUGUGUCAGGAGGAUGCACUAUCAUGUUUGGAUUCCUUGACAGAGCUCCCUCAGGGUCCGUGUUCAUCUCCCUCUGCUUCAUUGUGAGGAGUGUCGACGCUAUGGGCUUCGCUGCGGCCUUCACCUCUUCUACUGCAUUGGCAUCUAAAGUCUUCCCACACAAUGUAGCGACCAUUUUGGGUAGUCUGCAGAUAUUCACCGGACUGGGUCUCAUUCUGGGGCCUCCUUUAGGAGGCUGGCUGUACCAGGCCGCUGGAUACGAACUUCCUUUCCUUGUUCUGGGCUGUAUCCUACUGCUGAUGGUGCCAUUUAACAUGAUCGUCAUGCCCAGCUGCGACGCAGACCCUUCUGAGGAUUCCUUCAUCAAAUUACUGAGACUCCCAAAAGUAUUGCUGCUAUGCUUCUUCAUCUUCACCUUUAGCUCAGGGCUGGGAUUCCUGGACACAACCUUAUCCUUAUUCGCGAUGGACAAGUUCCAUCUCAGCCCCAGCCACGUGGGCCUCAUCUUCCUGGCCUUCUCCUUACCUUACUGUCUGAGCUCGCCCCUUCUCGGUUUCUUUGCUGAUAAAUAUCCUGAUGUGAGGGGCUGGUUCUUGGUGUCUGGCGGUCUUCUCAUGGCACUUGGCUUCUGUUUUCUUGGUCCUGCUCCAUUCUUUCACCUGCCCAGCCAGCUGUGGCUGACCAUCUUCAUGCUGUCUGUGAACGGCUUCGGGACCGGUAUUGGUAUCACGCCUAUUUUACCAGAAGUCAUCACCUCUGCAUAUGAGCAGGGUUUCGUAAAUGGACUUGGCACUCUGGGAAUGGUGUCUGGACUGUUUGGGGCCUGUUGGUCCAUGGGGAUGUUGUAUGGACCAAUGAUGGGGGGCCUCCUCACACAGCAUCUAACGUUUGAGUGGGCAGCAUUUAUCCAAGGAGGGCUCUCAGGUCUGGCUGCCACCCUUCUUGGUUUCUAUUAUCUCACUGAAAGACUGAAGAAGCCCAGUGAUGCACAGGAGAAUGGAACAACGACACCAGGGGAAGAAACCACUCUGUUGGCCUGACGGGCAGCUUCUGCUUACAUCAGUAACAUUAACAGUUGUUAAUAUAAAUGUUGUUAUUAUUAUGUUGUUACUUUUCAUGAUUUGAGAAUAUAACUGAAAUGCUUUAUAAAGGGAUUGCAGCAAAUAUAAAUAGGGGUAAUGUAGACCUAUGUCAUUGUAUUUAAUUUAAUCAUUUAUGUUUAUUUUUUAAUAUUGAUAAUACAGUAUUUUUUUAACACUUAUUCUGUCAUUAAGAUGUGAAAUAUAAUAAAUAUAUGCAACGGUCUCGUUGAAUUAAUAAUUGCAUUGCAAACAUUCAUUGUGACUUAAUUCCUGAAGAAUGAAUUGUAAUUUGUAGAACGGUGGUG